Messenger RNA from Phoenix dactylifera (date palm), 1458 nucleotides. Lineage: Eukaryota; Viridiplantae; Streptophyta; Magnoliopsida; Arecales; Arecaceae. The record is from RefSeq and is a predicted model, not a curated record.
UCAUAGUCUCAUACUUAUCGUUGUUCUUUCGUCCUGUCUCCGAGUGGCGUCUCCUCGAAACCGGUUCCAUUUCUCCUCCCGUUUGAAGAAACCAGACCCCCGCUUUCUCUUUCUUUCUCCCCGUCGCUGCCGCCUUCGACGUCAGAUUGCCUACAUCCGAAGUGCUUUAUCUUGUGACACUGUCUAUUCAAAGGAAGAGCAAUGGAUAAAAAUCCCCAGAAGCUCUUCUCUAGAGCUGAUGAUCAUGUAUGAGCAAGAUCCUGACGUCAUUAGGUGGGGUCUCCAUCUUCUUCAAGGCGACCAGCUUCAAAUUCUGAGUACUGUGGGACUGCUAAUCAAAAUGAUGUCAGUGUUUAUAAUGGGAAUUACACCAGGGAAAUUGAUUUUAUUUCAGUGCCUCCUCAGGAAAGAGCAGAAGACAUGGAAAGUUCUUGUUCGAGCCCUGGAGAAAAGUUAUAUGAUGGCGUCGAGUAACUCAAUAGAGCUUACAGAUGAUUCUUCUACCUUAGAUGGUGAAGUAGGCAAGAGACUGAAUCAGAUGGUUCCUGUUCGUCAUGUCCCUAGAAUUAAUGGGGAAAUUCCUUCUGCUGAUGAAGCCACUACAGAUCACCAAAGACUUCUUGAUAGGUUGAAGUUAUAUGAUUUGGUUGAACUUAAGGUUCAAGGAGAUGGUAAUUGUCAGUUCCGAGCACUAUCUGAUCAGUUCUACCGUACUACUGAGCACCACAAGUUUGUGAGACAACAAAUUGUCAAUCAGCUUAAGUCUCAUCGUGAGAUUUAUGAUGGAUAUGUUCCAAUGGCCUAUGAUGAGUAUCUGAAAAAGAUGUCCAAGAAUGGAGAAUGGGGUGACCAUGUCACAUUACAGGCUGCUGCAGAUUCGUAUGGUGUUAGAAUAUUCAUUCUAACAUCAUUCAAGGAUACCUGCUACAUUGAGAUUCUGCCUAAUGUUCAGAAGUCUAAAAGAGUUAUUUUCUUGAGCUUUUGGGCUGAGGUGCACUACAACUCAAUCUAUCCUGAAGGAGAGCUGCCAACAUCAGAAAGCAAGAAGAAGAAAAGGUGGUGGCACUUCGGUAACAUGCAUUAGGAUAUAAGGCUUCUCAUAUGGCGGACUUGCGUUAUUUGACUCGUUCUGUUUCCCAGGGGAAUCCUCUUGGAGCAGUUGCCGUGUUCGCUGAUGUAGUUGAUCGAGCAAGCGCAUGGCAGGAAAAGGAAGGAAUAUGUUUCACUUGCUGAUUUGCGUUAGUCCCAUACGUAGUUUCUGUCCAUACUCCUAGGUCAAACUAAUGAUAUUCGUUACAUUUAUAGUGAAGGAAAUGAAAUUCAAUUUAUUCACCUCAUUUUUUUGCUUUGCCCCCUUUUGAGAUACAAGUAAUGUUGAUUUUAUGUAAAGAUGGCGGGCGGACAGAACAAUUGCUCCUAACAAGACCGUGUUAAUAAAUGGCUAAUCUUUACUCUCUA